Teleopsis dalmanni is the source of this 756-nucleotide messenger RNA. It is a transcript of the gene zetaCOP, whose product is annotated as coatomer subunit zeta-1. NCBI's taxonomy places the organism in Eukaryota, Metazoa, Arthropoda, Insecta, Diptera, Diopsidae. The record is from RefSeq and is a predicted model, not a curated record. The coding region runs from base 159 to 695 and encodes 178 amino acids. The transcript is spliced from 4 exons. Gene Ontology annotation, cellular component: COPI vesicle coat. Gene Ontology annotation, biological process: retrograde vesicle-mediated transport, Golgi to endoplasmic reticulum; intra-Golgi vesicle-mediated transport; intracellular protein transport.
UUUUUUUAGCAUGGACACAAACCACUUUAUGCCGUUUGUACAAGAUUAAUUAAAUGUCAGUUGAGUAUUGUGGCUGUGGCUUGUGCUAGUACAAAACACAAUCAGUUGACGUGUAUGCUGACUGUCAAAGUGUAUAUAACAAACAACAAAUCGACGAAAUGGACGGAUUUAUGAUGGAACCCACGUUAAAUAUAAUUAAAGGCAUGUGCAUUAUGGACAAUGACGGCAAUCGCAUAUUGGCGAAAUAUUACGAUAAAAAUGUGCUGGCCACCGUGAAAGAACAGAAAACAUUUGAAAAGAAUCUCUUUAGUAAAACACAUCGUUCCAAUACCGAAAUCAUAAUGCUUGAUGGACUAACGUGUGUGUACAAGAGCAAUGUGGAUCUAUUCUUUUAUGUGAUGGGCAGCGCCUACGAAAAUGAACUCAUACUCUUAUCAGUGCUGAAUUGUCUGUACGAUUCCAUAAGUUUAAUUUUAAAAAAAAAUGUGGAAAAACGUUUAGUGUUGGAUAAUCUGGAAAUUAUUAUGUUGGCAUUUGAUGAAAUCUGCGACGGCGGCAUUAUUUUGGAUGCUGAUGCAUCCUCUGUUGUUAAGAGAGUCGAUUUACGGAAUGAUGAUAUACCUAUUGCCGAACAGACUGUUGCGCAGGUUUUACAAUCAGCGCGCGAACAGCUUAAAUGGUCUAUACUUAAAUGAAAUAUUUCAAUUAUAUAAAAUAUAUUUUUUAUCAAACUUUUUUUAUUUUGCCAACUAAAUU